UCAUUCAUUUUUAACAGCUCGGACUGAUCACACCUCUUUCGUUAAAUAAAAAAUAAUAUGAAAAUUUGAAAAAAAAUUUUAAAUUCAUAGCCAAGGACUCCAACGUAUUUCUUCGGCAGUAAAAAAUUCCAACUGUGGCAUUUGCGCUCCAGCUGCUGAUUCUAGAAGAGAUUCGCGAGUGUCCCGAAGCAACUAGAAAUCUUUCAAGAUGGUUCUGAUGCUCUGCUGCAGCUUCGAUCCCUUCUACGUCGGUCCCUGCCCGCCCGGCUGCCUGGCUCCUCUGGGUGGCGGUUGCUGCGGUCCUAGCUGCGGUCCCUGCUGCAGUCCUUGCUGCGGUUGUGGUCCUUGUGGUGGUUGCAGCUCGUGUCCCUGCGGCUGGUGAAGCGCUUAUGAAGGAUGGUGGUGGAGAUUAAGGUCUCUGAUCAUUGCAUUCCACCUGCUGAAGAAAUAUGUUGCUGUGCGGAAUCCUUUCCUUGGCUGGUCCUCUAAAAUCUGAGCUCCAUAACAACGUAUUUUUUUAAAAACUGCUGUUCAAAAAUAAAUGAAUUAAGCUAAAAUAA
Molecule: messenger RNA, 560 nt
Organism: Drosophila ficusphila
Lineage: Eukaryota; Metazoa; Arthropoda; Insecta; Diptera; Drosophilidae
Product: male-specific sperm protein Mst84Dd
Exons: 3
Coding region: 209-382 (57 amino acids)
Source: RefSeq, a predicted model, not a curated record